CUGGGCACGCAGAGCCACCAUGCCGAACUGGGGAGGCGGCAACAAAUGCGGUGCCUGUGGCCGCACUGUCUACCAUGCCGAGGAGGUGCAGUGCGACGGGAGGAGCUUCCACCGGUGCUGCUUCCUCUGCAUGGUCUGCCGGAAAAACUUGGACAGCACAACUGUAGCGAUUCAUGAUGCUGAAGUUUACUGCAAAUCUUGCUAUGGGAAAAAGUAUGGCCCGAAAGGUUAUGGAUAUGGUCAAGGGGCAGGCACGCUGAACAUGGACAGGGGAGAGAGGCUCGGCAUCAAGCCUGAGAGCACGCCCUCUCCCCACCGACCCACAACAAAUCCAAACACUUCAAAGUUUGCUCAGAAGUUCGGAGGGGCAGAGAAAUGCUCUAGGUGUGGCGAUUCUGUUUAUGCGGCGGAGAAAGUCAUAGGAGCUGGAAAGCCGUGGCACAAAAACUGCUUCCGAUGUGCCAAGUGUGGAAAAAGCCUAGAAUCUACAACCCUAACUGAAAAAGAGGGAGAAAUCUAUUGUAAAGGUUGUUAUGCGAAGAACUUUGGCCCCAAGGGAUUUGGGUAUGGCCAGGGAGCUGGUGCCCUCGUUCAUGCCCAGUGAGGAGGCAGGGCUCAAAACCCUUAGGGCGCUGCUGAGAUCCUGCUACAAGAAACAAGAGAGUUUCCUAAAUGUUACUAACUACUGUGAAACAGAUACUAGUUACUGUAGUGCUUGGGCAUACGUUCAGCAGAUGAUUUUUUUUAAAAAGCACUGCUUUUUUCCUUGCUUUGUGUAUCACACUGUAACACUUUUAAUACUGAAUAUCAAUUCAAUAAAGCUUUGCUUGUUGAUAUAUCCUAAA
This is a messenger RNA of Pygoscelis adeliae (Adelie penguin), 845 nucleotides long. RefSeq names its product cysteine and glycine-rich protein 2 (gene CSRP2). Gene Ontology annotation, cellular component: cytoplasm; nucleus; Z disc. The transcript is spliced from 5 exons. The coding region runs from base 20 to 604 and encodes 194 amino acids. Gene Ontology annotation, biological process: sarcomere organization; muscle tissue development. Gene Ontology annotation, molecular function: structural constituent of muscle; actinin binding. NCBI's taxonomy places the organism in Eukaryota, Metazoa, Chordata, Aves, Sphenisciformes, Spheniscidae. The record is from RefSeq and is a predicted model, not a curated record.